CUUUGCCUAGAGACAAAGCAUGCCAGUCCAUAGUGAUGGCUUUUAUAAUUAAAUGCGCUGCAUUGCAAUGAUUCUUGUUCCACUGUUCCCGCUGCACAAGCCAAUCUCCUUCUUACCUCAGACGAAGUUAGUUCAAAUAGGUAAACUUCGUGGCGAAGAGGCUAUAAUUUGUAUUCACUACCAAGAAGUCCAACAGCCUCGAUGGAUUAAACUUGCUAAAGAAAGGCUUCGAAUGAUUGAAGCAAAAGAUAUUUUCACAAAAUGCAGAACGAAAGAGUUAAAUAAAAGGUGGCCGAAGUGGGAUGAGGCUACACUUGACAACUACAAGCUUCAGUUUCGUAUAAUCGAUCUUAAUGAAGAUGGACUUAUUGACUUUAAGGAACUGUGUUUUGCUUUGGAUGUGGCAGGGGACAAGUCAAGCAUAGAAGAAAGAAGGCAAUACUUAAAAGAAGUUGACACUGACGUCAUAGUAGGAGUGGACCUAGAGGAAUUUCUCAUGCUCAUUGAUAAAGUGCAAGCCAAAUCACAUAGUGGCUUUGGAAAUAUUUUUCUGGAUUCUGGAACAGGUGUAUUAGACAUUAUUAGAAUAGGACAAUUCACGGUGUCACAGCAGAUAAAACAUGGACUGUUCUAAUUUUAU
This is a messenger RNA of Halichondria panicea, 640 nucleotides long. RefSeq lists its product as uncharacterized. The coding region runs from base 53 to 634 and encodes 193 amino acids. Gene Ontology annotation, molecular function: calcium ion binding. The record is from RefSeq and is a predicted model, not a curated record. Lineage: Eukaryota; Metazoa; Porifera; Demospongiae; Suberitida; Halichondriidae. The transcript has 5 exons.